Rangifer tarandus platyrhynchus (Svalbard reindeer) is the source of this 447-nucleotide messenger RNA. NCBI's taxonomy places the organism in Eukaryota, Metazoa, Chordata, Mammalia, Artiodactyla, Cervidae. The record is from the annotation of a GenBank genome assembly.
AUGGUGUUUAGGUUACCUGCAGAGGGCGCAGGCCUCAGGGCAGGGAGCUCGCAGAUCUGCCUUGGGGAUGGGUGUCAGGACGAGAUAGGAUGGAGGCAUUUCACAGAGUGGGAAUUCAGGGGCAUGACUGAAGCUGCCUGUUCUAUAGAGCUCAGAUUAAAUGCUUCUCUUGCCAUGGAGCCUUUUCUGAGGUUUCAGCCAAAAGGGAUUUUUCCUUCCUUGCUUGGUUGCUCAGUCGUGUCCGACUCUGUGACCCCAUGGUCUGUAGCCCACCAGGCUCCUCUGACCAUGAGAUUCUCCAGGCAAGAAUACUGGAGUGGGUUGCCAUUUCCUUCUCCAAGGGAUCUUCCCAAAUCAGCAAUCAAACCCACAUUUCCUGUGUCUUUUGAAUUACAGAUAGCUUCUUUACCCACUGAGCCAUCAGGAAAGCCCCUUUCCUUCUUCUGA